UGCAGUAUAAUUAUUCACAAAGAAAGGAGGCUGAAGAGAAACAACAACAGGGUGGAAGCGGACGCAGAGACCCUUGUCAUAGUUGUUAGGUUUCUCGAACCCGCAUGCUGACUACAAGUAUCGUGUCAUAGCCCUGAGUGGCUGAGAGCAGUGCCUUUUCCAUUUGGAGGGACUUUACACAGCUCAGUAGUUCCUAGAGAAGAGUGGGGGGGCCCAGGCAGACAGUGGACUGGGAGGGGACAGAGCUCAGCUGGAGCCAAUGCAGCAGCAGCAUCGACAGCCUGAGCUAGUGGAAGGAAACCUUCCUGUGUUCGUGUUCCCCACUGAGCUCGUCUUCUAUGCAGAUGAGCAGACGUCUCACAAGCAGGUGCUCACCCUCUACAAUCCCUAUGAGUUUGCCCUCAAGUUUAAAGUGCUGUGCACAGCGCCAAACAAGUACACUGUGGUUGAUUCCACGGGAGCUGUCAAGCCACAGUGUUGUGUUGACAUAGUAAUCAGACACAGAGAUGUCCGGGCAUGCCAUUAUGGGGUGUACGACAAGUUCAGGCUCCAGGUGUCGGAGCAAAGUCAACGGAAAGCUCUGGGUCGGAAAGAGGUGACGGCCACAUUGCGUCCCUCAGCCUCACAGGAUCCGCCCAGCCCCCGGUCCCAAGAUGAGGAGCGCAGACUCAAAGAGCAGCUUGCAGACAGCGAGUUUUUUGAACAGGCUGCGUUACAGACAGAGAGCCGGCCUGUUGCUGGGGGGCCCAGCCUGCUCACAGUGCUGCUUGGACUCGUUUGCAUGGCCGCCCUGAUGCUCCCGACGCUGGGGGAGCAAGAAUCCACUGUGCCUGUCUACCUCCACUUAAGUGUUAACAAGAAACUUGUAGCUGCUUAUGUUCUUGGUCUUCUCACAAUGGUCAUCCUACGCACAUGAGCGCUGUGAGCUGAAUGGAGGAUAAGCGCUCUAAAGGAUGAAGAGAACGUUCACACACCAGAAGCACUACAACGCUUCGAUGAGCAGAGCUGACAGCAGGCGGACGGGGUCCUCGCCUCGUCCGCUGGAAGAAUACAUUUUAGUACUUGUUUUACACACAUCUAUGUUGAUACAUACGUUGACACGAUUCUGAGCUGAUGCAAAGUGAAGAUCUGCAGCGUGUGCUGCAGGUCGGAGGAG
Molecule: messenger RNA, 1156 nt
Organism: Melanotaenia boesemani (Boeseman's rainbowfish)
Lineage: Eukaryota; Metazoa; Chordata; Actinopteri; Atheriniformes; Melanotaeniidae
Gene: mospd1
Product: motile sperm domain containing 1
Exons: 6
Coding region: 260-916 (218 amino acids)
Cellular component (GO): cytoplasm
Source: RefSeq, a predicted model, not a curated record